Molecule: messenger RNA, 5676 nt
Organism: Anopheles darlingi
Lineage: Eukaryota; Metazoa; Arthropoda; Insecta; Diptera; Culicidae
Exons: 1
Coding region: 1-5676 (1891 amino acids)
Biological process (GO): DNA integration
Molecular function (GO): nucleic acid binding
Source: RefSeq, a predicted model, not a curated record
AUGGGGGGAAGCAACGAUUUGGCGGACAGCGCAGUGAAGGCCGGUGCAAGUGAGAAGGCGAACGUAGUGACGCCGCCGUCGGGAAGGACCUCAGCACCCGCAGUCAAGGCGCCGAAAGGCCAAAGAGGAGCCCGUCGGAAGGGAACCAAGACGAAGACGCCGCCACAGGACGAUCAGCCCGGCACCAGCGCAGGUCAGCCCGGUGCGUUGAACCCAUCGUCGUCGCACCCGCGGCCAUCGCUGAGCGCGCCGAAGGAAACCGCGCCGAAGCUCUUGCUGAGCGUGAGAGGCUCGACGAGCACACAUCAACGUGAGGCGAAUGAGAGGAAGCUGCUGGCGCUGGAACGCUUGGAGAAAGAGUGCCAACAGCGGGAGAAAGAGUUCCAGGAUAAGCAAUUGGAGUUUCAGAGGUGGAGUAGUGAGAUCGAAGAGCGUCGACAGGCGCUUCUACGAGGCGACUUCUCCGUGUCCGGCUCGACGGGAGCCGAUAUGAGCGAUCGAGAGGAGAACUGGGGCGGCAAUGCAGCACGGCACCAAGAAUGCGGUGAUCCGGAACAGCCUAACUGCCACGUUUACCGUCCAAGCCCACGGGAUAGCCUAGCCGAGCCGGAACGUCGUCUACCGGCCAGCUCGACCGCGAUCCGCACGGUCAAUGUCCCAGAAUUCGGCGACAGUUGGGGCGAUUCAAUGGGCGAAUUCCAACUGUCCAGGUCACAGGUCGCGGCGAGGCACGCCGUUCCAAAGGAGCUACCAGCGUUCAGCGGUGAUCCGGAACAGUGGCCAAACUUCCUGUCGAACUUCAACCGAAGCACGAGGAUGUGUGGCUUCACGGCGGACGAAAAUAUAAUACGGCUGGAAAGGUGUUUACGCGGCAAGGCGUACGAGACGGUUAAGUCCCUCCUACUGCACCCGAACAACGUGGGCAGGGUGAUCGCGACACUGAAGAUGCGAUUCGGUCAACCCCUGCGCAUCGUGCAGUCUUUGACCGAGCGGAUGAGCCAGUUACCGUCGGUUCUUGAAGGGCAAUGGGACCAGCUCACCGAUUUUGCGGUCGCGGUGCAGAACUGUGCAGCGACCAUAGAGAUUUGCGGUGCCCCGGAGCAUUGCUUCAACAGCUCCCUACUGUACCAGCUGUUGGGGAAGCUACCAGUCUCGGUGCAGCAGAUGUGGGCGAUGCAGACGCCUGAGGAGGUGCCGGACCUCGCUACGUUCAGCCAAUGGUUGUACGCGACGGCAGAAACUUUCAGCCGCCUUUCCUGGGCACAACGCCAGGGUCCACUGCCGGAGACUAGGACGGAGAGUCGGGCUGCACACCAGGCACCCGGAACGGCCCUACAAAGCAGCACGCCCAGUCCGUCGGCAAGUAUGUGUGCGGGCUGCGGAGGAGAGUGCCGCGCGGUGGAGCGGUGCAGCCGGUUCAUUAGCAUGGACACGACGAAGCGCUGGGAGGUCGCCAGGGAGGGUCACUUGUGCUUCGUCUGUCUGCGUCGUCAUAAGGGAGCAUGUGGAGCCAGGCCAUGUGGCAGCGAGGGAUGCACGGGCAAACAUCACGCCUUACUGCAUCGCGGGCCAUCGACCACAAUAAAUACCGUGCACGAGCCAUCAGAAGCUGGGGCAAAGCCAGGUGCAGUGGACUGUAUCCAGAUCGACAAACACUGUGAGGCUAGCGACGCCUGCCCCCAAUUUCGAUACCACUCGGUUAUUCUCCACGGUCGGACCAGCACCAUCAAGGCGAUGGCAUUCGUGGACGAAGGGUCGUCUUUCACGUUGGUGGAGGAGGACCUCGCGGACGAGCUCGGCCUAGACGGGCCCAACCAGCCAUUACACCUGCAAUGGACGGGAGGGAUUACUCGCGUGGAGAAGAGAUCACGCGUCGUGACCCUAAAGAUCUCGGGAACGCCACAGGGUCACCAGUACACUCUGUCCGGAGUGAAGACCGUACAGAAGCUGGAACUACCAGCGCAGACCCUCGACAGCGAAGUUCUACAAUCAAAAUACCGGCACCUGCGGGGCGUGCGACUGGAACCGUACACGAACGAGCGCCCCAAACUCCUCAUCGGGAUUGGGCACCUACAAGUAGGGCUGGUGCUGAAAUGUCGAGAGGGCGCAGCGAACGACCCGGUAGCCGUUAAAUCCCGCCUGGGGUGGACCGUUUGCGGGGGCGCUGACAAGGUGCAUAACGUAGCAGCCGUCCAGGUGCGUAGUAGCGACAGCAGCACGACCGACGAAGAGAUACACCAAGCGCUUAAUACGUACUUCUCCCUUGACAGUCUCGGAGUAACGAAAGCCACAAGAGUGACGACAACGGAGGACGCUAGGUGUCUGGAGCUGCUAACGGCCCGCACCAGGCUGGUGGGUGACCGAUACGAAACCGGCCUACUUUGGCGAGAGGACGACGGAACCUUGCCCAACAGCCGCCCGAUGGCGCUACAACGUUUCCAACAACUACAGAGGAGAAUGAAGAGAAGUCCGGAGUUCGCACGCACCUUGAAAGAGAAAAUAAAGGAGUAUGAAGAGAAACGAUACAUAAGGAAAUUAAGUGUUAGCGAGGAGCAGCAAGACGAGCCGAGACGGUGGUACCUUCCUAUCUUUGUGGUGACAAAUCCGAAUAAACCCGGGAAAGUUCGACUCGUCUGGGACGCGGCAGCAGAGGUGCGGGGUACCUCCCUAAACUCAGCGUUGCUAACAGGGCCCGACCUGCUCUCUAGCCUGUUCGAGAUUCUGAUCCGUUUCCGGGAAGGAAGGAUCGGGGUAACGGGGGACAUCCGUGAAAUGUUCCAUCAAGUGCGGAUACGUCCCGAAGAUCAGCCAAGCCAAUGUUUCUUAUGGGAAAACGAACACGGUGAGGUGGAGACCUACGCGAUGCAGGUGAUGACGUUCGGUGCCCGCUGCUCGCCCAGCACCGCUCAAUACGUGAAGAACAUCAACGCCCAGCGGUUCGCAGAAACCCACCCUAAUGCCGUUAAGGCUAUCAUCCACGCACACUAUGUUGACGAUAUGCUGGUGAGCGUCGAUCGCGAGGAGGAGGCCAUACAACUAGCCCUGGACGUCGCGCACGUACACCGCGAGGGAGGGUUCGAGAUUCGCGGUUGGAUUAGCAACUCGCCCCAGGUGUUAAGCGCCCUACACGGAGAACCUGAAGAAAAGCACAUAGAGUGUACGCACACCGUACACAUAGAGAAGGUGCUGGGAAUGUGGUGGGACACCGCGGCCGACACCUUCACUUACCGGAUCGGAAGGAACAAGCACUCUUGCGAUCUGUGGCAGGGAACGCGGUGCCCUACAAAGCGGGAGGUCUUAAGCGUGCUCAUGGCGAUGUUCGACCCGUUGGGCCUACUCGCAAAUUUCCUGGCAUACUUAAAGAUCCUGCUGCAGAAGAUUUGGCGAUCCGGGGUUCAAUGGGACGAACCGAUAGACAGCGAUUCAUUCACUAGCUGGAAAACAUGGCUGAAGGCUCUCCCAGAGGUGGAAAAGGUACGAAUUCCCCGGUGGUACGGCACAUCCGCCCUGACAAGGAAAGACGAAAUAGAGCUGCACACCUUUGUGGAUGCAAGUGAGAACGGAGCUGCCGCGGCCUGCUACAUCCGGCACGCCACGGGAGGAGCAGUACACUGCUGUCUAGUAGCUGCCAAGACAAGAGUUGCGCCACUGAGAUUUACUUCGAUUCCACGAAUGGAGCUGGAAGCAGCAGUUUUGGGAGCACGGCUCUGCCGGUCGGUGGAAGUCGCCCUCCGUCUGGUUGAAGAGGAAAGUGAGGACGGCGGAUCAAAAGCCGAAUCAUCAAGCAGAUUCUUCUGGACCGACUCCCGUAACGUACUGGGGUGGCUCAACUCCGACAGUCGCCGGUACAGCCAGCACGUCGGGCACCGAGUCGUGGAGAUUCUUAAAACGUCCAAAUGCCGGGAGUGGCGAUGGGUACCCACAAAGCUCAACCCGGCAGACGACGCAACCAAAUGGAGCAGGAUGCCCGAUCUCGCCGCCACAAGCCGGUGGUUCCGGGGCCCUCAGUUCCUGUGGGAAUCCGUCAAGACGUGGCCCGCACAACCGGCGGAAAAGCCGGUCACAGGAUCGGAGCUGAGGCCAGCUUUCGCCGGCCAUCACUCGCCUGACGCUCCGUCAAUACAACAGCCCGUGGUCGACGUGACGAGAUUCUCGGACUGGGCAAAGGUGCUCGUGGUAACCGGAAGGGUAUUGCGCUUUGUCCACAACUGCAGGGCUAGUAGCACCCAAAGAGUCGGAUCGUCAGGCCCUAUAACAGCAGAGGAAAGGAGCAAGGCGCAACGGGUUAUAAUCAGCCAGGCACAAAGGGAGGCGUUCCCCGCGGAAAUCGACCUGCUGAAGAACGCCAAGACGUCAACUAGGCUUACGACCGUGAUACCAAAACAGAGCCCGAUCCAUUCGCUGAGUCCGUACCUGGAUGAGUGCGGAAUCCUACGCAUGCGAACGAGGAUCGCUGCAUGUCACUACGCAACAGAAGACGCGAAGAGGCCGGUAAUUUUACCACGGCGUCAUCCGGUUACGGAGCUGAUAGUGCGAAAGUUUCACGAGAGGUUUCAUCACCGAAACCACGAGACAGUGAUUAACGAGGUGCGCCAGCUCUACCACAUUCCUCACCUCCGGUCCUGUUACGCUAGAGUGCGGAGGAACUGCCAGUGGUGCAAGAAUGCGGCUGCAGAACCGAAGGCUCCCAUCAUGGCUGACCUGCCCCCGGCGCGUCUUGCGGCCUAUGUACGGCCAUUCACAUACGUAGGACUUGAUUACUUUGGCCCAAUCGAAGUAGCCGUGGGAAGGCGAGUGGAAAAGCGGUGGGGCAUGCUGGCUACGUGCCUCACAGUGCGGGCGGUCCAUAUCGAGCUGGUUCACUCGCUGACCACCAGCUCAUGCAUCAUGGGUCUGCGGAAUCUAAUUGCGCGCAGAGGAACCCCGCUCACAAUAUUCUGUGAUCGAGGAACCAACUUCGUCGGUGCGCAGAGGGAACUGCAACGCAACCCGGAGCUGAUCGACCACGUCGAUAUCACAAAAGAGUGCAGCCAACGCGGGAUACGGUGGGAGUUCAACCCGCCACAAGCCUCCCACAUGGGAGGUAGCUGGGAGCGCCUGAUCCGGACGGUGAAGGAGAACAUCGUUGCUGCGAGCUCAGCCAAGCGUUUGAACGACGAAGUGCUGCGCAGCCUGCUGGUCGAGGUCGAGAGCAUUAUGAACGCGCGGCCCCUCACACACGUGCCGGUAGACGACGACUCGGCCCCGGCCCUAACACCGAACCACUUCCUGUUGGGUUCGUCGAAUGGCAUGAAGCAGCCGGGCGAGUUGGACGACAGCGGCAGCCUUCUGCGGCAGAACUGGCGAACAUCACAAGCGUUGGCCAACAGAUUCUGGAGGCGGUGGGUGACCGACUACCUGCCAGAGAUCACACGACGAACAAAGUGGCACCGAUAUAACGAACCCAUCAGGACAGGAGACGUGGUAGUCAUCGUCGAUCCCAGGCUACCCAGAAACUCCUGGCCAAAGGGCGUGGUAGAGCAAGUUUUCGCCAGCAAGCAGGACGGUCAGGUUCGAUCCGCAAGGGUCAGGACGGCGAACAGCACUUACGUACGGCCAGUCACGAAGCUCGCCGUGCUAGACGUGAUACGCCAAGAGUCAGGGGAAGGAGUGAUACGGGAUGCGCCGGGGUGCUAG